AUGGUUAAGCCAUUAAACAACAUUACAUACAAUUGGAUUCAUAUUAAAGCCAUACAAGAAAAACAUAGUCAACCAUAUUUGGUAAACACCUCCCGGUGCCAAAUAGCCCGGUGGCCGACAUUUGACGAACAGGUUUGGCCAUUGUAUCAAAAUUAUACGGGUUUUAGUCUGAAUUGUCGACACGAUAUUCAACAAUGGUUGUCCAUUCAACGAUUUAACUAUACCGGUGUUUAUGUCCGAUUUAUACCGUCGGCGGUGGCGGCGACAGUCAAAUGUUGGGCCAAUUCAUUCAAACGGCGCACUUAUGACGACAUGACUGUCGACUAUAUACUGCCAGACAUUGCCGUUGAAGUCAAUCAAAUUACAUAUUUCAACGAUACAUCAGACGUGCGAAUUACGUGCAAUGUGUUUACUCGUACAACACAUUUAAAAUCUUUUUUCGAUCAAUUGAUCCGAAAGCCUCCGACACUGUUAAAGCAAUUCAAGGCACGACAGAGUAGGCCUGUUGUCAGUUAUGCUAGUGAUGGACAACCAGAUAUAGACUCACUGCCAAACAUAUUGUUUGUCGGUAUCGACUCAAUAUCGCGGAUCAACUUUGACCGACAUUUUCCAUCGACUACGAAAUUGUUAGAUAAAUAUAAUUUUCAUACACUGUAUGGCUAUAAUAAAGUGGGGGACAAUACAUUUCCCAAUCUGGUAGCCCUAUUGACCGGUUAUUAUUUAGAUGAACUAUGGGACGAAUCGUUUGUUAAUUGGGUUUAUCUAAACUAUUUUCCAUUUAUUUGGAAAGACUUCAAAAGUAAAGGCUUCCGUACGAUGUUGAUGGAGGACGCGCCAGAUAUGGCUACUUUCAAUAGAUUUAAGUUAGGUUUCGCUGAACAGCCGACCGACUAUUAUCUGCGACCGUUUAGCAGUCAAAUAGAGGAAGAUAUCAAAUACUACUGUUAUCUGGAUAAGCCUGAAACGGAAGUCUACUUUGACUAUGUCUAUGAUUUUGUAUCGGCAAUGACUGAUAGGAAACAAAAAUAUUUUGCCUUUACAUUUAUGGCUCGACUCACUCACGAUGAGGUCAAUAAUGCCGGCUUAGUUGAUCCGUUGACAACUCAUUUAUUUAGCAAACUGUUUGCAGACAACAGGCGUCUAUUAAAUGAUACGGUUGUGAUAUUUUUCUCGGAUCACGGCAUCCGAUUUGGUCCGAUUCGGACCACACUAUCGGGAAAGUAUGAAGAACGGCUGCCAUUUAUGCACCUGUAUUUGCCCGAUAGAUAUCGUAUCAACAAUAUUAAUGUGUCAAUCAAUCAGAAUCGGUUGACUACACCGUUUGAUAUUCACGCAACACUCAGGCAUAUAGUUUUAGGCCGACCGGACACUGAACUACGAUAUGGUCGGUCAUUGUUUGAAGAGAUACCUGAACAGAGAUCGUGUCAAUCGAUACCAAUUGACGAUCACUGGUGUUCCUGUCAGACCACUAGUCAAACCAUUACCGGAAACUUGUCUUUAGUUAGACCGAUGGCUCAAUUUAUAGUCAACAGUAUUAACAAGUUGUUAGUCGAUGAAAACUAUAGCCACAAAUGUGCUGAACUUUGGUUGAAUACAACAGUGUCGGCAUAUGAACAACGUUUUGAUGGCAAAGACAAUGGUGUUGUUGUUGUUGUUGAUAACGUCACUGAGACACUAGCGAUCAGACAGUUUAGUUUGACAAUUGUGGUCAAUCCAAGUCAGGCAUUACUGGAGGCGACCAUCAGUUUGAAUCAAAUAAGCAAACAAAUGACACUGAAUGGCGAAGUGUCGCGUAUUAACAAAUAUGGCGAUCAAUCCGAUUGUAUUGAUAGCCAUCGGCUACAGAAAUAUUGUUUUUGCAGAAAUUUACUUAAAAAAUAA
Molecule: messenger RNA, 1881 nt
Organism: Oppia nitens
Lineage: Eukaryota; Metazoa; Arthropoda; Arachnida; Sarcoptiformes; Oppiidae
Exons: 4
Coding region: 1-1881 (626 amino acids)
Source: RefSeq, a predicted model, not a curated record